This is a messenger RNA of Fomitopsis serialis, 726 nucleotides long. RefSeq lists its product as uncharacterized. The record is from RefSeq and is a predicted model, not a curated record. Gene Ontology annotation, cellular component: GINS complex. The transcript has a single exon. Lineage: Eukaryota; Fungi; Basidiomycota; Agaricomycetes; Polyporales; Fomitopsidaceae. Bases 1 to 726 code for a protein of 241 amino acids. Gene Ontology annotation, biological process: DNA replication; DNA strand elongation involved in mitotic DNA replication.
AUGGCUGCGACGACAAGCCAGUACGGCGACCUCGCCACCCAGCUGCUCAUCGAGUCGCGCCGCUCGACGGCCACCGACACGCUCCUCAAGUACAACGACGUCCUCGUCCGCUCCGUCGCCCGCGAGCAGCGCCAGCUCGAGUCCCUCCUCCAGGCCGUCCUCGCCCCCCACCCCCCCGACGGCGCCCCCAACCCCCUCCUCCCCACCAUCCUCCUCUACCAGACCGCCAUCAACCGCAACAAGCGCUGCCUCCUCGCCUACCACGCCCACCGCAUCGACCGCCUCAAGGACCUCUACUGGUCCGUCGGCGGCGCCCUCCCCCUCCUGCUCUCCAUGCCCUCCGUCGGGCCUGCCCACGCGCACGCGGACGGCCAGGCGCACGCCGCCGCCGCCGCGCCCGCGGACGUCCGCUCGAAGCUCUCCCCGCACGAGGUCGACUUCCUCCGCUCGUACAACGCGUCCGUGCUCGCGCUCCGCACCGAGGCGUUCUCCGCGGCGGGCUCCGUCAGCCAGGACGACGCGGGCGCGCUCACGGAGGACGUCGACCUCAUGGCGCCCAUCGCCAAGCCGCCCAGGGACCUCCACGUCCUCGUCCGCGUCGUCCGCGACUGCGGCGUCGUCCACACCGAGCAGGGCGCGAUCGACUUCCGGCGGGGCCACCGCUUCCUGGUGCGGCGCGCGGACGUCGAGCACCUCGUCGUGCAGGGCUUCCUCGAGGAGGUGUAG